Messenger RNA from Anoplophora glabripennis (Asian longhorned beetle), 1886 nucleotides. RefSeq names its product venom carboxylesterase-6-like. The coding region runs from base 158 to 1825 and encodes 555 amino acids. Gene Ontology annotation, molecular function: hydrolase activity. The transcript is spliced from 9 exons. Lineage: Eukaryota; Metazoa; Arthropoda; Insecta; Coleoptera; Cerambycidae. The record is from RefSeq and is a predicted model, not a curated record.
ACGAUUUUAUGAGUUGUUGGCAUUAGGAAAUGCACUUUCGCUCUAGCAGAAUUAUACGUGUUCUAAUUAGGCCAGUUCUACCCUCACAACUGUUAAGAUAAUUGAUAAAAUAGUUGCAACGUAAAACUGCCUGUCGGAAAACAGAGUUCCUUCCGUAAUGUUGUGUAAACUAGUUUCUCUAGCUCUUCUUCUCUAUUUUGGAGAUAAUUUUUGUUUAAGUCAGGAUGAUGUGCCAGAGAUAGUCACGCCUUUGGGAAGAGUUCGAGGCUAUUGGAAGACAUUAAAUGAUAUCAAACGUGCUGCAUUUGAGGGAAUUCCAUACGCAAAACCACCCGUAGGCGAUCUUAGAUUUGAGAAUCCUGAACCCGUUCAAGCUUGGGCAGGGACUUGGGAAGCCAACGUUGCUCAUACAUGUCUCCAAGUUGUAUUUCUCACUACUGAAGAAAUAUCUGGAAACGAAGAUUGCCUUUACUUAAACGUGUACAUCCCUGAAAAUUCUGUAAAGAACCCAAAGUCACUUGACGUUAUAGUUGUCAUCCAUGGAGGUGCCUUUAUGGCAGGCAGCGGACACACGGCUUUGAAUACGUUCCUAGACAAGGAGGUCGUGCUUGUAUCUAUCAAUUACCGUGUUGGUAUUCUAGGAUUCCUCAGCACGGAAGACAACGUCAUACCCGGCAACAACGGCAUGAAGGAUCAAGUCUUAGCACUCAAGUGGGUCAGGGACAAUAUCGCUUCGUUUGGGGGGAACCCCCACUCCGUCACCAUAGUGGGCGUAUCAGCGGGUAGUGCCAGUGUCCACCUCCACUAUUUCUCUCUUCUCUCUAAAGGAUUAUUCAUCAGGGGGUUGUCGCACAGCGGCACAGCCCUAGCACCGUGGGCAAUAAGGAAUAAUGCUUUGCAAAGUGCCAAGAAGCUUGCUGUGUUGGUGGGCUGUCCCGACAGCUCCUCGGAAGAACUGAAGAAGUGCCUUAAGCAGAGACCAGCGCACGCUCUGCUAAAGCACUUGAAGUAUUUCUAUGGUUUCGACAUCAUGCCAUUCUCGCCUUUUGCACCGGUGGUGGAAAAAGGAUCAUCAAACGCUUUCCUAGAGGCGGAACCUUACCAGCUUCUAAAGGAAGGGAAAGUCCUCGAUGUGCCUUGGAUUACCUCCUACACUACCGAUGAAGGAUUGCUUCCUACAGCACUUCUUUGGCAAAAGCUGGAAGAAGUAGACGAGAAGUGGAUAGAAAUAGCUCCCUAUCUGCUAGAUUGCAACGACACCCUAGAUGCAUCAAAGAAGGAAGCAGCUGCGAAGAAAGUUUUAGACUACUAUUUGGGACCAGGAGAAAAAAUCAGUAAAAAUAAUUUCAAAAAAUUUACAAAGAUUUUUAGUGACAGGUUGAUCGCUGUCUCUGCAGAAUUAUCAGUGAAACUACAAGCCAAGGUAACGAAAUCUCCAGUAUAUCUCUACAUAUUUAAUUACACCGAAGGUGAAAACACAAUCAGGCACCUUUUCUCAAAAGAGGAAGAAAUACAAGGUGUGUGUCACGGUGAUGAUGGAAUCUACUUCUAUAGUUUAUUACAGAUAAAACCAUUAUCGGAACAGGAUAAACGCUUGAGUACUGCUUGCCAGAAUAUGUUGUACUCAUAUGCCAGCAGCGGUAUUCCUUCUUUCGAUGGAACAGACACUUGGCAACCAAUAGGAUCUGAAGAGCUGACUUACUUGGUUGUAAACGGACCAGAAGACAUAAAACUACAAAGGAGCGAAAGCCUGGCCCCAACUGACUUUUGGAGUAAGCUUGGACUCCUGGAGAAUGAAAACCUUGUUGUAAAAGAUGAACUGUAGAUUUCUUUAUGUGAAUUAUAAACAUAUCUCACAAAGUAGAAAAUAAAUUGAUUUAAUCGUU